AUGGCUGAACAAAUUCCAACCAAGAUUUGGGUCAUGAGACCCAAGGCGUCGGCUACUCAGAUCCGCAUCCGCCCCGGCGACCUUGUUGACGAUGUGCGCGACGAGAUUUUGCGCAAGUAUGGCAACUCGUUGGGCAAGACUUUCGAUUCACCCGACCUCACUCUUCGCAUCCAGGUCGGCGAGGAGACGCAAAAUAACCAACGCAGUCGAACCCUGGGCCCCGAGGAAGACAUGGUCAAAACCCUCAACGCAUACUACCCCUCAGGCCAGACCGUCAAGGACGCUCUCGUCAUUGAAAUUCCCCGGACCUCGACGACGCCCAAGCCGUCUCCGCGCGUUCCUCUUCCCCAUUCAGGCUCUGCGUCGGCUGCCUACUAUGGCGGCGAUGAUGGGCGCCCAUCUGAGACGGGCGAAGGCUACUUUCCCCCCGUAGGUGGAAACACGUCGUCACCUCGCCUUGCCAUGUCUGUUCCCGCGCAAGCUAACGGAGCCAUGCCCCAUUCUAUGACCGUCAUCAACUCGGGCCACCUUCCUCCCAUUCCUCCCCUUCCUUCUCCCGGCGGCAACAGACCCCGUGGGCACAGGGACCGUGAUCAGCGUCACGACCGCCAAGACUACUCGCGAACUGGAAGAACUCAUACGCCUUCGCCGAACCUGCAUAAUGGAGGAGGGAGUGGUGCUGGAGGUGGCGGCGGCAGCAGCGCCAUACCAAACUCGGCGUCUUCAACUGCUGCCAAUGCUCAUGGUGCAACGCAUUAUCGCUCGCGGCACUCACAUUCGCGAACGCACUCGAGCUCUUCAGAGCACAUUGUGACGCACUCGGGCGCCAUGGCCAAGUCACCGGGCCAUGAAAUGACGUCGUCAGCUCGCAUGGGCACUCCCCCUCCCCAGCGGCUGUCGUCUCCUCGCUUGCCCAGCUCACGACCCAAGAAGAGCAAGAGGAGCUCGCAGCAACAGCAGCAACAGCAAGAGUACCACCACACCCCCUCGCCAUCCAUUCUUACUGCCACUGUGCCUCCGAUCAACGUACUCAUUGUUGAAGAUAACCCAAUCAACCUGAAACUGCUCGAGGCCUUUGUUAAGCGUCUCAAGGUCCGAUGGUCAACGGCCAUGAACGGUCGAGAUGCCGUCAAGAAAUGGAGAAACGGUGGCUUCCACUUGGUCCUCAUGGACAUUCAGCUACCUGGUAUGAACGGACUGGAGGCCACGAGAGAGAUUCGCCGGCUGGAAAGGAUCAAUAACAUUGGUGUCUUCUCUACCGCACCCACCGGUAUUCCCGAGACCACACAGGCCGAAGAGCUCACCGAGCAAGAUCGCCUCGAGGGCAUUGGCCAGUUCAAGAGUCCCGUUAUCAUCGUUGCCCUCACGGCCAGCUCUCUCCAGAGCGACCGACACGAGGCUCUUGCCUCGGGCUGCAACGAUUUUCUGACAAAGCCUGUCAACUUUGUCUGGCUGGAGCGUAAGGUGAUGGAGUGGGGCUGUAUGCAGGCACUCAUCGACUUUGAAGGUUGGCGCAAGUGGAAGGACCUCUCAGCCAAGGCCGAAGCGAUUGAGGCUGCCACCCAGCGAGCAAAAGCACAAGCUUAUAAAAACAAGACAAAAAAGAACCGGCCGAUCAUGUCGGCGUCAUAA
Molecule: messenger RNA, 1632 nt
Organism: Trichoderma harzianum CBS 226.95
Lineage: Eukaryota; Fungi; Ascomycota; Sordariomycetes; Hypocreales; Hypocreaceae
Exons: 2
Coding region: 1-1632 (543 amino acids)
Biological process (GO): osmosensory signaling via phosphorelay pathway
Cellular component (GO): Mcs4 RR-MAPKKK complex
Molecular function (GO): protein kinase activator activity; phosphorelay response regulator activity
Source: RefSeq, a predicted model, not a curated record